AUGAUACGAUCAAGUUUAAAUUUGAUAAUAGCGUGGAUAACAAUUUUUUCCCUGACGUCUUCGGUAUGUCCUGGAAUUUUUACACAUAAUGAAAUGAAUACAUACCCCACACAACUACGGAUAUGGCAACACGGGGAAUAUAUCGAUGGGACAGUGGUUCUUCGAAUUAUUAAUAGGGAUAGUAAUAAAACAUCUCUUACUGGAGAAGUGUGGACGAGACCAAUGUUAUCUUUACGCAUUAUUCAUCCCAAUGGAACAGUCAAUGAAUUAAACAUAGACAAAGACCUAGAGAUUCAAGAAUUUAACUGGCGCAUUUUUACAAUUCCUGGUGUUAGUGGUUUCCAGGACCCUAUAAGUAUAUAUGCGCUUCAUAGGGGCUACUUAAUUGUUAGAUACUUUAAAGCUUUAGAUGAUACCAAUUUUACAACUUACGAAGAAUGGGGACGUAUUAUUGAUUGGUAUGGCAAUUUAUAUAGUGAAGUAAAUUUCGGGGAUGCUUUCAUCUUGAAUGGUACAUGGUACACAUCAUUAACGGCGAUAAUAACUAACGUUGAUCCAUCCAAAGGUUUUAUAAGGACAGCUGGGGAGAAUUCAUCUUUUGUCGACUGGCAACAAUAUAUGAUAGAUGAUAAAUUAAAUCUUGUAAAGUUAUCAGAAGGAAAUGUUACACUUCCCAUGGAAGAUGGAGCUGCUGCAAUACUUAAUACCGUAGCUACUGUUGACGAGGGUUAUAGCAUAAUUCUGGGAAAUUCCACCUCCAACUCCGUUAAUCCCGACGAUCCUUUGGAAGUUCAAGCCGCGGUGUAUGAUUUAAAAAUAGGAUAUAAUGAAACAGAAUUUAGUGCACCAAAACUGCUUUACCAAUUACCCUUACCUAAUAUUACAAUAUCUCAAAUGUUUUGUAGUAUUUCAAGUACUGGGGCUGGACAAGUUUGUUUACUUAACGUCAGAAAGGUCGUCACACAGAACAAUGGCACACAGAACAAUGACACACAGAGCAAUGUCACUGUCAAUAAUUAUUAUGUGAAACUUGAUUUCUUAAUAUCUGGCUCUGUAACAAAAAUCACUUCAUUACACAAUUUACCCUCAUUACACCCAAAUUCUACUACAGGAUGGCUGAUAGAAUCUAUUCCUUUAGGUGGUUAUUUAUUCUAUGGUUAUUUUAAUGCAAGCAGUAUCAAUGCUUAUGGAUACUAUUAUGACGAAAUCGCAAAUAAUUAUGAGGAAUGGGAUUUUCCAGAUCCGACCGUUUUAAAUAUCAGAGGAACUUUGAUAAUUCUGCCUAAUAAUACUCUGUUAGUGGCACCUACAGAAAAUAAUAAUACGUGGAGUUUUAAUACCGCUGAUAUGCCUAAUUACUCAGGAUUUUCGGAUAAUGGUUAUUCAAAUCUUCUAAUAGAUUCUACAAGUCCCCAAAUUAAUUAUAAUAUUACAAAGGAUACGAAGGACAUUAAUAUCACAUAUCAUCAACCAGUAGAACUUUCUGAUGGAGAUGGAUUUAUUUGGAUCUAUCGAAUUGAUGACAAAUUUACUACUCAAAACAUUACUCGACAAUUUGUUGGUAGCAACAAUGAUGAACUUUGUUCCAUCUCUGAUGAUUCAUUAACUGUAACUGUAAAAGUUAUCAAAAGUACCUUUAGUUACCCUAAUAGCCAAUAUUAUGUUAAAGUUGACAAUAACUUUGUAAGAAGCAAAGAAUACGGUGAACCCUUAAUGGGUAUAUAUGAUAAUAUUUGGAAAUUCAAUACAAGUUCAAUUGAAGAACCUUAUGCAGGCACAACAUCUGGAAUGAUGCGUUUAACUAUAGAAGGCACCCAACACUACUAUAAUCUUAAUUCAACUGGAAGAACUAAUUUAUUUCAAGAUAUAAUAAUUGAAUUAUCUAAAAUUCUUUCUAUUAGUUCUAAUCGACUAAGUACAAGUGAGAAAUGUCAAGUUGAUAACACUAUUAAACCUAAUCGUCAAAUAUUCAUUGAACUUAGAAUUCAAUCAUCCAGAACUGAAAGAAGUGUAAAAUCUAUUAUAGAUGAUUUAAAUGAGAUGAUUAGAAAUAAAAAAAUAACUGCCAUUAGUUUAUUCCCUAUCACGAAAUAUUUAGAUGAAAAUUAUGGAUUUAUACAAAAACAAAACUUAUGGAAAGAAUACUGGUUGAGAUUUACGGGUGCUAUCAUAGCAUUUGGAGUUUUAUUGAUUCUUUUCGCAAUAGCAUGGAAAAAAGAUAAAAAAAGAGAGGGUCGUAACUUGGCUGUUUUACAACUUGGAUUAAUUAUUUUUGAUUUUGUAAUGGAUACCCUUUUCGUCGUUUUCAAUGAAAACAAAAAACCAAAAUUCAUGAAAUGGUUCAUUCAAUAUGGAAGGGUGGUAUCAAUAUUUACAGUUUUAUCAGGUGCUGAUAUUGAAGCAUUAAGUAUUCUCUAUUCAACUCUUGCCGGGUUUGAAAUUUUCAAUGCUCCAUUUUCAAAUAAAGGAAAAAGUUUAAUCUUUUGGGGUUCUUGGUUAAACAUUUUUGUUGAAGAUAUACCGCAAGUGAUCAUUCAGAUAUUAUACCGUACAAGUGUGGUUAGAUAUGAUGCAAUUCCUCUUCUUACACUCAUCUCUUCAAGUCUUAACUUAUUAAUAAAUAUUAUUGGCAGAUUAUAUCAAACAAUUAAUUUUUGUCGAUUUGGAGAUAAAGUAUUUGAAAAGGUAGAAAGAACAAAGGCACUGAAAUCGGAGGAAGAAGUAGAAGAAUUUGGAGGUCUUCAACCAACAGAUAAUGCAAUGGCUUUCUCUUCAAAUGAAGACGUCAAAAAAGAAAAAGAAAAAAAUACGGAAAAAGGAAGCUUUAAAGAAGCAUACUUGAUAAGUCGUCCACUGAUAGCUGGGCUCUUGUGGCUGAGUUAUCGAGGUGACCGUGUUAUCAAAAUUCUUGAUAAGUCAGCCGGCCAA
Diversispora eburnea is the source of this 2928-nucleotide messenger RNA. The record is from the annotation of a GenBank genome assembly. NCBI's taxonomy places the organism in Eukaryota, Fungi, Glomeromycota, Glomeromycetes, Diversisporales, Diversisporaceae.